AUUUUUUAAUUCUUACUGUAAAUCCAGACCACAUCCUUCAACUACUUGUACAACACUCCCAUCGGAAGGUCCGCGGGUUGGUUGCUAAGCUGAGAGGCACGAGGAGGAGGAGAAGGAAAUGAAAACGCAAGGGCGAGAAAAUUCAUUAAUUCUGCAGUCUUCCCUUCGUCCACGUCUUCUAGAUUGCCCAUCGCAUUGCGACUCUCUCUCCCUCGUGAAAUCUCCACCUACUUUUAUUAAUUAACAAUCAAAAUCCAUCUUUUCCACCUCCGGUGGUGACUGGAGUAGCCGGAGAACCCAUCCAUGGCUAUCAUGUCUUUGCUCACCUACUUCUCCUGCUCCCCACCGUACGGAGCUCGCGUCGGCGAGUGGCUCUCCUUCAUCUUCCUCUCACCCUGUCCACAACUUGUUCUGUUCUCCUUGGUUGAUCUCCUCUUCCUUCUGUUCCUCGUCGUCUUCUUCAUCCAGAAGCUACGGAGCAGCCGCCGGCGCGCCAAAGAAUCGAUCUUUGAUAUUGGGAAGCCUCUCCUCUCGCCCGACUCUUUCAACUCCCCCGACGUCCGCACAACCUGGCGCUUCAAGCUCCCGCUCGCCCUUUCCUGUGCACUCUGCGUUGUCUUCCUUGUACUUGCCAUUGUCGAUAUCCUCUACCCCUCCUCUCCCUUCUACCCGCGCCUCGUUCAAUCCAUUACCCUCUUUCUCCAGUUCCUCUCCAACCUCGCAGCGGCCGCCAUUAUCUCUCACGAGAAGCGCUUCCGCGCCGUCUCACACCCCUUAACACUCCGCGUUUACUGGGUUGCCUCUUUUAUCCUCUCUGUUAUUCUAUCCACCUCCGCCAUCAUUCGCCUUUUCUCCUCCUGCCACACCAUCCUAGCCGACGACAUCAUCUCCAUCAUCUUCCUCCAUUUUACCGCCGCUCUCCUCAUCUUCGCCAUCUCCCCUUCUACUGGUAUCCAUGCCCAUUCAUUAUCCCCUGCAUCUUCGUCAACCGACGAAAUCAAUAAUAUCCAACCGAACGCCAAUGUCACCGCCUACAGCACCGCUUCCAUCCUCUCCCGACUCAGCUGGAGCUGGAUGAAUCCACUCCUAACCAAGGGCUACAAAUCUCCCCUCAAGCUUGAGGACGUUCCAUCUCUCUCAUCGGAGCACCGAGCAGAGCGGCUUUACAACCUCUUUGCUUCCAAGUGGCCUAACCCCGCCAUCAAAACCAAACACCCUGUCGGCAAAACACUACUCCGAUGCCUCUGGCCGGAGCUCCUCCUCACCGCUUUCCUCGCCGUCGUCCGCCUCUGCGUGAUGUACAUCGGCCCCACCCUCAUCAAUCGCUUCGUAGACUUCGCCUCCGGCAAACGCUCCUCUUUCUACGAAGGGUAUUACCUCUGCUUCACCCUCCUUGCAGCCAAGUUCGUCGAGGCCCUCUGUUCCCACCAAUACAACUUCCAUUCCCAGAAGACGGGGAUGCUCAUCCGCUCCACCCUCAUCACCGCCUUGUACAGCAAGGGCCUCCGCCUCUCAUGCUCCGCCCGCCAAUCCCACGGCGUCGGCAAGAUCGUUAACUACAUGGCCGUCGACGCCCAGCAGCUCUCCGACAUGAUGCUCCAGAUACACUACCUCUGGCUAACGCCCUUACAAGUUGGCGUCGCCCUCGCCCUUCUCUACGCCUACCUCGGUCCCUCCGUCACCUCCGCCGUUGCCGGCAUCGCCGCCGUGAUGGUCUUCGUCGUCUUCGGCACAAAGCGGGUGACCGUUCGGACCCGCCGCGGCUCCCUUGCUGCCGUCGUUGGUACCGUUGGAUCCGGCAAGUCCUCCCUCCUCUCCUCCCUCCUCGGGGAGAUGCGACGCAUUUCGGGAAAGGUUAGGAUAUGUGGAAGCACAGCUUAUGUGGCACAGACAGCAUGGAUACAGAAUGGAACUAUUCAGGAAAACAUAUUGUUUGGUCUGCCCCUGAAUGAAGACAAAUACAAGGAAGUGAUCCGUGUAAGCUGUUUGGAGAAGGACUUGGAUAUGAUGGAGUUUGGGGAUCAGACUGAGAUUGGAGAGAGAGGAAUCAAUCUUAGCGGUGGCCAAAAACAACGCAUACAACUCGCCAGGGCUGUUUAUCAAGAUUCUGAUAUAUACCUCCUCGAUGAUGUCUUCAGUGCUGUCGAUGCUCACACGGGCUCAGAGAUCUUUAAGGCAAGUUUAGAAGUUCAAGUGCUGCUUAAGAUAGCAUGCAAGUCGAGCAACGAUCACAAGGGUGGAAGUCAAAUGGAUGGCACCUCAGAGAUUGUCCGCGUUAGUAGUGCACUUGCUCUCCCUUAUGAAACAGAUGAAGGCAAGGAGAAUGCCGUCGACGCCCAGCAGCUCUCCGACAUGAUGCUCCAGAUACACUACCUCUGGCUAAUGCCCUUACAAGUUGGCGUCGCCCUCGCCCUUCUCUACGCCUACCUCGGUCCCUCCGUCACCUCCGCCGUUGCCGGCAUCGCCGCCGUGAUGGUCUUCGUCGUCUUCGGCACAAAGCGUAACAACCGCUACCAAUUCUCCCUCAUGGGCAUGCGCGACAAGCGCAUGAAAUCUACCAAUGAAAUGCUCAGCUACAUGCGCGUCAUCAAAUUCCAGGCCUGGGAGGAGCAUUUCAACAAACGGAUACAGACCUUCCGGUCCGAGGAGUUAGGCUGGCUUUCCCGCUUCCUGUACUCUGUCGCCGCAAACAUCGCGGUCCUCUGGAGCGCGCCGGUGCUAUUCUCCUCGAUGGUCUUCGGCACCUGCGUCGCCUUCGGCGUUCGCCUUGAUGCCGGCCUUGUCUUUACAGCCACCUCUUUAUUCAAGAUCCUGCAGGAACCGAUGCGCAACUUUCCGCAGGCGCUGAUCUCGGCUUCGCAGGCCGUGAUCUCGCUGGAGCGGCUGGAUUCCUACAUGACCAGCGGCGAGCUCCAGGAUGCCGCAGUAGAGCGGGUGGCCGGCUGUGAAGCCGACGAUGCACCUGCGGUGGAGGUCUGCGAUGGGGUGUUCUGUUGGAACGACGACGUCGAUGAAGCCGAUGCUGCGGGUCUAAAGAAUGUGAACGUUCGGAUCCGCCGCGGCUCCCUUGCUGCCGUCGUUGGUACCGUUGGAUCCGGCAAGUCCUCCCUCCUCUCCUCCCUCCUCGGGGAGAUGCGACGCAUUUCGGGAAAGGUAAAGCCGCUCUGUCAUCUUCUUCGCCGCACAUCAAUCGUUGUCUUUGAAAAACUUGGACCACUCUGGAUGAUCAACACCCACUCUCAACAGAUGCCAACUACAUUGAGAAUGUGCAAUUCAGCUACUCUUAAACUAACCACUACAAAUAUUUCCCUAUUUCUUUUAAGAAUCUAUCAAUUUUUUUCAGUCGUUGAUAAUGGAGAGAACUGGAGCGUUGGCCAGAGGCAGCUUUUCUGUUUGGGUCGAGUUCUGUUGAAGAAAAGCCGUAUUUUGUUCAUGGAUGAGGCAACUGCUUCUGUGGAUUCACACACCGACGGAUUAAUCCAGAAGAUCAUCCGUGAAGACUUCGCAAACUGUACCAUUAUCAGCAUUGCUCAUAGAAUUCCCACUGUUAUGGACUGCAAUAGAGUGCUGGUUGUAGAUGCAGGACUAGCGAAGGAAUUUGAUGCUCCGGCGAAUUUAAUCAAUAGACCCUCACUUUUUGGGGCAUUAGUUCAGGAGUAUGCCAACCGCUCGUCAGGUCUGUGA
Messenger RNA from Phalaenopsis equestris, 3684 nucleotides. Its product is annotated as ABC transporter C family member 4-like. Bases 304 to 3684 code for a protein of 1126 amino acids. The record is from RefSeq and is a predicted model, not a curated record. Gene Ontology annotation, biological process: transmembrane transport. Gene Ontology annotation, molecular function: ATP hydrolysis activity; ATP binding; ABC-type transporter activity. The transcript has 7 exons. NCBI's taxonomy places the organism in Eukaryota, Viridiplantae, Streptophyta, Magnoliopsida, Asparagales, Orchidaceae. Gene Ontology annotation, cellular component: plant-type vacuole; vacuolar membrane.